UUUCGUGGUAGAUGUUCAUUUACGGGAAUUAUUACAAUAAAAAUGCGGUAGUGUAAGGUUCACCGUCUUUAAUCUGAAAUAAAACAGGCGGUUUGUGUGAAACUGGCCGCGAGGACAACAGUACGCGUCGGCCAAAUAUACUUCUGACUUAUAUUCCUUGAUGCAGUAUGAGAAAAGGCCCACGUAGUUAUAUUUUAGAGAGAAAAAAAGCAGGUGCCGCCUAGCUGCGAAAGAUGAAUGGAUCCUCGGUUUUAUUUUCCUUAGCGAGCGAACAGAAGCCCGAAUCCAGCGAGCUGCACUUCGCCUAAUGCCAGCCAGCAGGAUGACGGAAGAAAAUCUAUCCCGUGGAGCGGAGUAGCGCGGAGCAGCAGAGACGCAGGAAGCGGCCAGAGCCUCAGCAGCGAUGUCCGGCGCCUCGGUGAAGGUGGCCGUGCGGGUGCGGCCCUUCAACUCGCGGGAGAUCAGCAAGGAGUCCAAGUGCAUCAUCCAGAUGCAAGGCAACUCCACCAGUAUUUUGAAUCCAAAAAAUCCGAAGGAGGCAGCAAAGUCUUUCAGCUUCGAUUACUCGUACUGGUCGCACACAUCGCCGGACGACUCCUGCUUCGCCUCGCAGAACCAGGUGUACAAUGACAUCGGGAAGGAGAUGCUGGAGCACGCCUUCGAGGGCUACAACGUCUGCAUCUUCGCCUACGGCCAGACGGGUGCCGGCAAGUCCUACACCAUGAUGGGAAAGCAGGAGGAGGGUCAGGAGGGCAUCAUCCCACAGCUCUGUGAAGAACUGUUUGAGAUGAUCAAUGAUAACAGCAAAGAGGAUCUGUCAUACUCUGUGGAGGUCAGUUACAUGGAGAUCUACUGCGAACGUGUGCGAGACCUGCUCAACCCCAAGAACAAGGGCAACCUGCGGGUACGAGAGCACCCCCUGAUGGGGCCCUACGUGGAGGACCUGUCCAAGCUGGCUGUCACGUCCUACACGGACAUCGCCGACUUGAUGGACGCCGGCAAUAAGGCUCGGACGGUCGCAGCCACCAACAUGAACGAGACGAGCAGCAGGUCCCACGCUGUCUUUACCAUAGUCUUCACACAGAGGAAACAUGACAGCGAGACUGAUCUCUCGACUGAGAAAGUCAGCAAAAUCAGCCUGGUGGAUCUGGCUGGCAGCGAGAGAGCUGACUCCACAGGAGCCAAAGGGACGAGGUUAAAGGAAGGUGCCAACAUCAACAAAUCACUGACCACACUGGGGAAGGUCAUCUCGGCCUUGGCAGAAGUGGAUAACUGUACCAGCAAGAGCAAGAAGAAGAAGAAGAGCGACUUCAUCCCGUACAGGGACUCCGUCCUGACCUGGCUGCUCAGAGAGAAUCUUGGUGGAAACUCCAGAACCGCCAUGGUAGCAGCCCUCAGUCCAGCAGACAUCAACUACGACGAGACCCUCAGCACGUUACGGUAUGCAGACAGGGCCAAACAGAUCAAGUGCAAUGCUGUGAUCAACGAGGACCCCAACGCCAAACUGGUGCGUGAGCUGAAGGACGAGGUCACACGACUGAAGGACCUGCUCCGUGCCCAGGGCCUGGGCGACAUCCUAGACAUCGAGCCAAUGGGAGAUGAAUGCCCAGGAAGUGGAAGCAAAUACCUGAAAGACAUACACAACAAUAAGCAUAGGUACUUGCUAGCCUCAGAGAACCAACGGCCUGGCCAUCUCUCCACAGCCCCCAUCAGCGCCCUGGCGGGGGGCUCGCCCCCUGGCUCACUGCUUGGCCUGGGGGGUUUUCCCUCUGUCACCAGCAUCCAGGAGCGCAUCAUGUCCACGCCGGGUGGAGAGGAAGCCAUAGAACGACUGAAGGAAUCCGAGAAGAUCAUCGCCGAGCUUAAUGAGACCUGGGAGGAGAAACUUCGGAAAACAGAGGCAAUUCGCAUGGAAAGAGAGGCGCUCUUGGCAGAGAUGGGCGUGGCCAUCCGUGAGGAUGGGGGCACCCUGGGUGUCUUCUCACCAAAAAAGACACCCCAUCUGGUCAAUUUGAACGAGGACCCGCUGAUGUCGGAGUGCCUGCUGUAUUACAUCAAAGACGGCAUCACCAGGGUUGGCCAGGCGGACGCAGAGCGGCGGCAGGAUAUCGUCCUGAGCGGCGCCCACAUCAAGGAGGAGCACUGCAUCUUCCGCAGCGAGAGAAACCUCAAUGGGGACGUGGUCGUCAUGUUGGUGCCCUGCGAGGCUUCGGAGACCUACGUCAACGGCAAGCGUGUGGAAUCGGCCGUGCAGCUGCGCUCGGGCAACCGCAUCAUCAUGGGGAAGAACCACGUGUUCCGCUUCACCCACCCUGAGCAGGCGCGCGCCGAGCGGGAGAAGACGCCGUCCGCAGAGACGCCCGUGGAGCCUGUGGACUGGACCUUUGCACAGCGCGAGCUGCUGGAGAAGCAGGGCAUCGACAUGAAGCAGGAGAUGGAGAAGAGGCUGACAGAAAUGGAGAUCCUGUACAAAAAGGAGAAGGAAGAGGCCGACCAGCUCCUCGAACAGCAGAGGCUGGUAUACGAGAGCAAGCUGCAGGAGCUGCAGAAACAGGUGGAGACACGCUCCCUUGUGGCAGAGACCCCUGAUGAGGAGGAAGAGGAGGAAGAGGAGGAGGAAGUGCCCUGGACGCAGCAUGAGUUUGAGCUGGCGCAGUGGGCCUUCCGCAAGUGGAGGUACCAUCAGUUCACCUCGCUCAGGGACCAGCUGUGGGGCAAUGCAGUGUACCUGAAGGAGGCCAACGCCAUCAGCGUGGAGCUGAAGAAGAAGGUGCAGUUCCAGUUCGUGCUGCUGACGGACACGCUGUACUCGCCGCUGCCGCCCGAGCUGCUGCCGCCCGAGCCCGAGAAGGAGCGCGUCCCUCGGCCCUUCCCGCGCACCGUGGUGGCCGUGGAGGUGCAGGAUCUGAAGAAUGGUGCCACGCACUACUGGUCCCUGGAGAAGCUAAAGCAGAGGCUGGAACAGAUGCGGGAGAUGUACGACCGGGCUGGGGAGAUGGCCUCCACCCACCAGGAGGAGGGAGAGGGCAUCCUCACCGGGAGCGACCCUUUCUACGACCGCUUCCACUGGUUCAAGCUGGUGGGCAGCUCCCCGAUCUUUCACGGCUGUGUGAAUGAGCGCCUGGCCGAUCGCACCCCCUCGCCCACCUUCUCCACUGGCGAUUCGGACGUCACCGAGCUGGCGGACGAGCGGCACAGCGAGAUGGAUGACCUGCUGGAUGACGAGGCCUUCGUGGAUGACACCAGCUCUGAUGCUGGCACAGAAGAAGGCUCGGACAUCUUUGGAGAUGGCCAGGACCCCUUUUAUGACCGCUCCCCCUGGUUCACCCUGGUGGGAAGGGCUUUCGUCUACCUGAGUAACCUGUUGUACCCGGUGGCCCUGGUGCACCGCGCGGCCAUCGUGACGGAGAAGGGCGAGGUGCAGGGCAUGCUGCGAGUGGGCGUGCAGGCCAUAGCAGCCGACGAAGAGGCUCCAGAUUACGGCUCUGGCGUUCGACAGUCCGGCAUGGCCAAGAUCUCCUUUGACGACGAAUAUUUCAAGAAGCAGGGCAGCGACUGCAUCCCGGCCAUGAGCCACUGCGGCCUCUCUCUGGAGGAGCUGCGCAUCGUGGAGGGGCAGGGUCAGAGCUCAGAGGUCAUCACGCCCUCGGAGGAGAUGAAUAGGAUAAACGACAUGGAUCUGAAGCUGGGAGGUAUGGAUGGCAAACUGGGCCACCUGGAGCUGGGCAGUGUCUUCACCUUCCGCGUGACGGUCCUCCAGGCCAGUGGCAUCCCGCCCGAAUAUGCCGACAUCUUCUGCCAAUUCAACUUCCUCCACCGGCAUGAUGAGGCCUUUUCCACCGAGCCCCUGAAGAACACAGGCAAAGGGACGCCCCUCGGAUUCUAUCAUGUACAAAACGUGGCUGUGGAGGUGACGGAGUCAUUCAUCGAGUAUGUGAAAAGCAAACCUAUCGUGUUUGAAGUAUUUGGGCACUACCAGCAGCACCCCCUGAAUCUCCAGGGUCAGGAGAAUCUCAGUGCCCCACAGCCGUCCAGGAAAUAUUACCCCCCACCUAUGCCUCUGUCCAAACCAGUACCAGCAACCAAGCUCAACACCAUCACCAAGUCCAACCUGGGCCAGUGUGUGAGCAAGUAUGACCUGCUGGUGUGGUUCGAGAUCAGCGAGCUGGAGCCCACUGGAGAAUAUAUCCCAGCGGUGGUGGACCACAGUGUCGGUCUGCCCUGCCAGGGUACCUAUCUGCUACACCAGGGCAUCCAGCGUAGGAUUACAGUUACCCUCAUCCAUGAGAAGGGCAGUGAGCUGCACUGGAAGGAUGUGCGCGAGCUGGUGGUCGGGAGGAUCAGGAGCAAACCCGAGGUGGACGACACUACAGCAGACGCUGUCCUGUCCCUCAACAUCAUUUCAGCUAAGAACAUCAAGUCUUCCCACAGCUCCAGCAGGACCAUCUACCGUUUUGAAGCUGUGUGGGACAGCUCCCUGCACAAUUCUCUCCUGCUUAACCGGGUCACACCCUACGGCGAGAAGAUCUACAUGACUCUGUCGGCCUACCUGGAGCUUGACCACUGUAUCCAGCCAGCCAUCAUUACCAAGGACAUCUGCAUGGUCUUCUACUCCAGAGAUGCCAAGAUCUCACCCCCUCGCUCUCUGAGGAACCUCUUUGGAAGUGGCUACUCUAAGACCCCGGACUGCAAUAGAGUCACAGGAAUCUAUGAGCUGAGCUUGUGCAAGAUGGCUGACACAGGAAGUCCAGGAAUGCAGCGGAGGAGGAGGAAGGUCUUGGACACAUCGGUAGCCUACGUGCGGGGAGAGGAAAACCUGGCCGGCUGGAGGCCCAGAGGAGACAGCCUGAUCCUGGAGCACCAGUGGGAGCUGGAGAAGCUGGAGCAGCUGCAUGAGGUGGAGAAGACGCGGCACCUACUGCUGCUGCGGGAGAAGCUGGGAGAGUCACCGCCCAAAUCCCUGAGCGAGUCUCUGUCCCCAAGCCUGAGCUCGGACUCCCUCAGCACGUCCACAUCAAUCUCCUCCCAGAUGUCCAGCGGCACCAUUGAAAGCGCCGUCACGCCCAGCGAGAGCAGCGGCUACGACUCAGCUGACAUCGAGAGCCUGGUGGACCGAGAGAAGGAGCUGGCUUCAAAGUGCCUGCGGCUCCUGACUCACACCUUCAACACGGAAUACAGUCAGGUGUGCAGCAGUAUCAGCGACUGCAAGCUAUCAGACAUUUCCCCCAUGGGUCGUGACUCCUCCAUCACCAGCCUGAGCAGCGCCACCCUCACUCCGUCCUCCACCUGCCCCUCCUUGGCCGAUUCCCGCUGCAGCUCUGUUGACCAAAAAAUUCCAGAGGCUAACUCUCGUGCCUCCAGCCCUUCCUGCUCAGAUUACGAGAACUUCCCCCUGGUGCCAACACUGGAGACGUCUUUCCUGGCUCGUGCUGGCAAGAACGAGUUCCUCAACCUUGUUCCAGACAUUGAGGAAAUGAGGCCAGGGUCGGUGGUUUCCAAGAAGGGCUACCUGAACUUCAUGGAGCCGCGCUCCAACUCGUGGGUGAAGCACUUUGUGGCGGUGCGCCGGCCGUACGUCUUCAUCUACAACAGCGACAAGGACCCUGUGGAGAGAGGGGUGCUCAACCUGUCCACCGCCCAAGUGGAGUACAGCGAGGACCAGCAGGCCAUGCUCAAGACUCCCAACACGUUUGCUGUGUGCACGAAGCACAGAGGAAUCCUCCUGCAGGCGAAUAAUGACAAGGACAUGAAUGACUGGCUGUAUGCCUUCAACCCCCUGCUGGCGGGAACUAUAAGGUCAAAGUUGGCAAGAAGACGUUCCGGACUGCUGAAGAAGUGAAAGCUGUCCAGUCUAUGGAAGAUGACGUUCCUCUGACUAAGCUUUCAGCAUACCAAGUGUUACCACUUAUUAAUUAUUGUGAUUUUUUGCCGGUUUUCUCUUGUACGUAGACCUGUGGCUUAAAUCCCUUGUCCAGCUUCCAUUUCAGUUCCUGAAUCCCCCUCUCUAUCUCAGCCUUUUCUGUUUUUCCCCUUGAAUCUGUACCGUCUUUUCGUUCUGUCACACCUAACCCUUCUGCUAGAGGCAUGUUGUAAUACAGUCUUUGUGUGUGCACGAUUCUUCAGAAACAACUUCUCUCUUUCUCCACUUUCCUCUGUUAAUUAUUCAUCUGUAAAGAUCGUCCUUAUUUAGUGUUUAUCCGUCGGUCAGGACCUUUCCCAAGCCCGCAUGGCUACGGUGACGGUGAAGGCCGAGGAUAGCCCAUCAAGGCCGAUCUGAAUGCGACACUGAAAGUAAACGAACGUUGGGAGGAGGGAGAAAAAAAAAUGCAAAGUACAAGAGUGUCAGCCUCUUCCCCUCCCCAGGAGGACUGGGCUGAACUAUUUAUCGGCAGUUCACUGGGCUUAUAAUUGGCAUAAUGACCGAGCCUGCUCUGAUUGGCUUCCUUGUUAAUCUGCAGAACCUAAUAAUCCAAUGACUAAGGAUGAGCCCAGGGACUCCUCCAAAAUCUGAUAGGUGGUGGUGUUUUUUUUUUAUGAAAUAUGGUUGUAGCACUAGUUUAAAGCACAGCGUGAAAGGACAGUGUGAGGAGGUGCCUUCCCGUGAGGCAUCGGGUCCGCGGCCUGUGGGGACAGUACCUGCAGUCACUCGCAGGGCACUCCCCCUUGCGCUGCACCCUGCCGGACUUUGGGGAGAGGAAGCUCCUUCUCCAAAGACCGGAAAGCACACAGGUGCGAUCACUCAGGUGCAGGUGGGAAUUUUAACGCCUGGCAGAGAGUGACGGUGUCACAGUGAACUAGUGCUGCUAUCGUAUUUCCUCGAGUGAUUUUAGCUGCUACAUCCUGGACGAAAUGCUCAAGCGCCCAACUGACAGGUCAGAAAGCGCAACUUCUGUAUGAACAGAAUGUCAUUUGUACAUAAACAUAACAGGCUUCUCAACUUAAUUAUGCAGGGCAAAAUCUUUUUUUUGAAGUUAUUUCUUUCUGUAAUGCUCAUAGACGAUUGCGUGCAGGAUCAGAAUAAUGCUACGAAUUCCGGAACAGAUGUGCUGGCCCUCCCCGCCUUGUCCCUAAAAUCAGAACCAAAAAGCAUAAAAACCACUUCAAAUAGAAUGGCUGAAGGACAUCUGGGGAAGUGAAGUCUGAUUCGAUAUCUUUCAUCUCUAUGGCGGCAUCACCGGUGCUCAUUAUGAAGCCAUGAGCUGGGAUAUCCUACGAGAGUAUAUAUAAUACUCAGGCUAAUGAAAAGACCCAGUGCCCUGUCCUCUCUGAUGGCACGUAUGCCAGUACUAUGCUACCAUACUCCUACAGAAUUCUUUUUGUUGUUGGCUUUUUUUUUUAAUGCAGUGUAGUAGUAUAGCGGUAUUCUUCCCUAACGGGAUUUGAAAAUGAUGUGAAAAGAAUCUCUGUGGAGGAGGACAGAUGAGGAAAAGCAGCCAUUUCAUUCUCUCGAUCUUCACGUGUCUGUUUCACCUGUAAGAUCAUUAGCAGACAUGAUGGUUUAAGGUUCGAGUUGCUGAAAUGCUAUAAUGAUUGUUCAGACACUUGUGACCUCUAGUGAAGGAAUGUUACAGUCUUAAUUCUUUGAUACUUUAAUACACUAAAUCACACAGGGAAGAGAGUGAUAAACUGCUCUGAUAUAUUUUUAUUUUUGAAAAUCUUUGCUCAUUUUGGCGUUGCCUGCAAAUUUGGGUUGAAGUACGGGGUUUGAUUGAGAAGCUCCUUUCCUGGAUGUCAGGCUGCUGUAACUGCACUGAACCAGCGUGACGGACAGGGGGGGUUCAGUGCUCUGGCCAACCAACCAGCGGCCUGCCCCCCACUGGUGUCCUCACACUGAAAGUAUACGGUCUCAGGGAAGAGUGCCACUGGUCAGUUUUGCCCAGGAUGGGGUAAUUAAUUUUACCCACCCCCAGUUUUUACACCCCAUUCGUUCCAUCACAGAGGACCAAUCAAAAUGACAGUCCUUAAAAUAAAUCGUUAUCUUUUAUUAUAAGAAGAGAUGUUCAAAAGUGUUACAGUGACUGAGGUCAGCUAGCCUCAAGAUUACAAAAGAAGGUGGUUUUAAACAGGGUAUGAUUUAUUUACAUGUAUUUUAAGCAGCCUAAAACAAUGCUUACGAGGAAUUUUGAUCACUCCAAAGAAAAGCACUUUUUUUUUUUAAACAGGCUAUCUAUUCCGGUUAAACUGUUGGUUGUUUCUCCUCUGUUAUUGAAAACUAAGUAUGGGAUUUGGAGGAAAAGGGCAUUAAUAAUUGUUUGAGCAAAGGUUUUUCUUUGAGUCACUUGUUUACUAAUCUACAGGGGUAGAUAUGGAUUAUGAAUUGCUUUAACAACUGUUUAUUUUUAUUCCUAUGUAUAUAUUAGUUUGCAGCCUUUUGCACAAAAUAAAUGGGUUUGAGUAACUUAGGCACGUAGGGUGAGGAGCGAGGUGACUGAGCUGAAGACAGGAGCGGAAAGAUGUGCGGCGCGUAGCAGGAAGCGGAAGGAUGCUGGAUGUAUUGUAAAGGCGUUGUCUGCUCUUCUUUCUUUAUAUGGUUUGACAUCUAUAGUACAAUGACAAAAACUGUAUAAUCUUCAGGGGCAUUUAAUCGGGAGCCGGGAUCAUUUCUGUGCCUCCUGUUUCCAGAAGUGGGGGGGGGGGGGUUUGGUUUUUAAGGAUGUUUUAAGAGCUCAGUUGUCACCAGAACCCUAACACGUAAAAUGUUAGCCUAGCUCCUCACCAUAGCAUCACAUUGUCGACGCAGGCCUAUGUUAGGUUUGUUCCUUUUUAAUACAUGGGCUGUACCUUUAAGAUAAGAUGAGGUAUGACUGAGGCGUACAAAAACGCAGCUCCUUCUUCUUCCUCAUCCUGCUGGCUUCUUUCUGUGCUUUAUGAAAACCAAACUAACUCGGAACUGUCCUCUCUAAGGGAAGGUUUAGUUUAAAAUGAAAGGAAAUACCAAGAUCAUAACCCUCUGCUUCAAGACAACAAAGGCGUUAACACUGUAUAUUGUUAGACCAGCUUCAUUUUCAUACUUCUGUAAAUAUAUGUGUUGUAUGGGGCUUGAAUUAAAAUGUAAAUAUGUUUCAUGUAUUUGUAAUAAUUAUAAUCCAUUCGCUGUAUAGCCUAGACGUGUAAUGCAGAUAUCUUAAUUCUGUGUAUGGUAAUCUUGCACCAUUGAACUGUUUAGUGAAUGAGGUAACAAUAAAAGUACAUGCAGUGCAUUAGCAGAAUAAUAA
Messenger RNA from Brienomyrus brachyistius, 9215 nucleotides. It is a transcript of the gene kif1b, whose product is annotated as kinesin family member 1B. Gene Ontology annotation, cellular component: microtubule; axon; dendrite. The record is from RefSeq and is a predicted model, not a curated record. Gene Ontology annotation, biological process: vesicle-mediated transport; cytoskeleton-dependent intracellular transport; microtubule-based movement. Gene Ontology annotation, molecular function: microtubule binding; ATP binding; plus-end-directed microtubule motor activity. The transcript has 49 exons. The coding region runs from base 404 to 5839 and encodes 1811 amino acids. NCBI's taxonomy places the organism in Eukaryota, Metazoa, Chordata, Actinopteri, Osteoglossiformes, Mormyridae.